Batrachochytrium dendrobatidis JAM81 is the source of this 558-nucleotide messenger RNA. RefSeq lists its product as uncharacterized. The transcript has 2 exons. The record is from RefSeq and is a predicted model, not a curated record. Lineage: Eukaryota; Fungi; Chytridiomycota; Chytridiomycetes; Rhizophydiales. The coding region runs from base 1 to 558 and encodes 185 amino acids.
AUGGCAUCCAAAUACUUUCUGCAGGAAGCUUCAACAUCUAGUCCCUUCAGUUCCAAAAAACAGCUCAUUUACAAGGGACUAGAUGUUGAAGCUUCCUGCAGAAAGUAUUUGGAUGCCAUUGCUAAAAAGCUUUCUCUCUUUUACCAGUUCAAAUGGGGACAAGAUAACGACAGUAAUUAUCCAACUUUCGGGGAUGUGCUGUUUGCUUACCAAACGAACGCUUGGGAUUUUAUAUAUCGCCGACAAUCAUACGCUGAAAGAACAGAUGAAUCUGAAUUUACUCAAGUUUCUACUCGAGCUCCUAUUCUUCCAGUUCGUCUGCCUGAUCUGUUUGAUGCAGAUGAGUGGAAGCAACUGCAAGAAUGGAACCAAAAAACAGACAUCAGAAUUCACGAUGCAAAAUUACGACAAACAAGCUCCGGAAAAGAUAUUAUCAUUAUUCCUCACGAUGACUACAACCAAACAACAAUUUCUUUUUUCAAAACAAUCGGUGUCAAGGCACAGUUGUAUAUUGAUGAAAGCAAGUUGGAAGUGAAAGAUGAAAGUGAUUUGUCUUGA